AGAAAACAGCAACACACUGACUUGCCUUUUUGUGUCUUUGAGAAGCCAGUUUCCAAGACCUGAGAUAAGCUUUGUUCUGCUGCUGGGAGAGAGAGGAAAAUACCACCUAUGGGUGAUGCUGAGUCAGCAUUAGACUCUUCGUGUGUAUUUGGUAGGUGAUCUGCUUUUCCAUGUAAAGUGGAGCUUUCCUGCUGAGUCAACUAUCCACCCGUGCAGCGUUGCUAUGAACGGGAGUCUGCACGGCCCGGCGGACUGUCAGGUGGGCGGUGUCUUCUCGGUAGAGGGGCUGCCGCCGCUGCCCAAGGGCCUGAGUGGCAUCCUGAACUCCAGCGGCGGGUCGUGGCGGGACAUCGAGAAGGUCCACAGCAAGAGAGCGCGCAUCCAAGCCGAUAUCAGCCGGGCCGGCGGGGACGCUGCGCACCACGGUCACGGAAAACCGGGUGGAUUGGACGCAGCUCUGGCUCUGCUGCGCAAAGAGAUGGUGGGUCUGCGUCAGCUCGACAUGUCUCUGCUGUGCCAGCUGUGGUCUCUCCAUGAAGCCAUCCAGGAGUACAAGGGCUCCUCGCUUCUGUCUGAGGCUUCGUUCAGUGGUGAUAAUGGAUACUCUGAGGAGGAAGACGAGGAGGAAGAUGAAGCAGAGGAGAACCAGCAGGAGAAAGGAGUUCCCUCACAGCAUUACUCGUCGUUGCCUCUGCCUGCACCCAGCAGCAACUCAAGGGACCAGUGGAUCAAAGAAUCCUUUCACAUUGCCUGAUAUUUUUUACUUUAUGAUGAAAGAUACAGAAACAUGGUCCAUGCAGUUCGCACUGUGAAGACAUCAUGACUGUAUUCCCUCAACAAUCAUCUCUCUUUAUUUUCUCUAGCUUUUAUGCCAUUUUAUCUUGUCUAGAUAUAGAUUAUCCACAUUCUUUUUACUUUUUGCAAAAUUAGUGCUUGUUUGAUAGAAACCUGACUGUACCUUUUAACCAAAAAUGACUUUAUUUUACAAUCAAUUGAUGUGAUUUGAAAUGUUUUUCUGAGGAGUUUAUAAUAUAAUUAGUAACGUAAGGUAUGUGGCAUAUGCAAAUGCAUCCAUUUGCACUUUAUUGAUUCUGAUUCAGUGAGUCUUUACUGGUGCCACUUGGAUUUGAUUGCAAUCUGAUUAGUUCAAGAUGCUUGAAGUGGCCUACAAUAUGCCUUGAUAAGGUGACAGUUGUUUUCUAUAUACAGUGUUGUAAAAGUCUGGAUACAUAGGGAUACACUACACUUUUUGUCAUCUCUUCUCCACAUUUUCUGAUCUACACAGGGACCAAAAUGGAGUUUUUGUUGAGGUUUUGGUAGAUUUACAGUACCAGUGAAAAGUUUGGACCCAUUUUCUCAAAUUCAAAUGAACGGGAAAGGAACUUUUGACUGGUACUGUAUUAGUGAUGAUUUUGCACAGCAAUGGUUGGUAAAUCUCUGCCUUGUCUGCACAGACAAUUUUACUUGGUUUUAAUGUUUUUCUCUUCACUAAUGUGCAUUUUAUCUGUCUCUGGGCCAUUAAAUUAAAGCAAAUCAAUGGCUCUUCAGCAAAGGCAGCUAAAUAAUAUCUGAACUUGUCCUUACUGGAUAUUGUGUGUUGCAGCAGAAAUUAUGCCAACAAAAAGAGGAAAAAAAUCAUGACAGGUAACAAGUGAGAACAGAUGUUAUCUCCUUUUUUCAUUUUAAUUGCAUCAUUUACAAGCUUCAACAUGCUGCAGCUGCUUGGUUUUUUUGCACCAAAUUGCACUGAGCAUGAGCUGGCUGGGAUAUUUGUAGGACUGGUAAUGACGGUGUGAGGUGAAAUUAGGUUAGUUUUAGGCUUGGGCGGUAUUUUUUCAUAUCGUCCUGACAUUUGACCGCGGUAUACGGUAAUAUGUCGGUAUUGGAAUAAAUUUUUAAAAAAAAACAUAAAAGCUGAGGUGCUGGCGAUAGGAGUCAUUGUAGCAUAUGUGAAACAGUAUUAUCUAGCAGUGUGGUGCAGGACUUUUUAAUACCUGCACCACCUGACUCCUUAUGAGAGCCAAUGUCAGUCAACCACCUGAACCCGACCUGACCCACAAACAGCCAGCUGCGUAGAAAAUACGUGAUGAAUACGACUGCGUGCGUAGGUAGGUACAAGAUAAAACUUUAGAGGAAGACAAUUAACACUGUCUUACCUGUUCAUCCGAGACCACAGAAGAGAUGCAGAUGAAUAAAUGCCAGGAAUAAAGUUACUGGAAGCCAUACCAUGAAUAUCAGCUCAAACGAAGAAAAGUCG
Messenger RNA from Scomber scombrus (Atlantic mackerel), 2257 nucleotides. It is a transcript of the gene fam89b, whose product is annotated as family with sequence similarity 89 member B. The transcript is spliced from 2 exons. The record is from RefSeq and is a predicted model, not a curated record. The coding region runs from base 224 to 754 and encodes 176 amino acids. NCBI's taxonomy places the organism in Eukaryota, Metazoa, Chordata, Actinopteri, Scombriformes, Scombridae.